UUCUACUCUGGGCGGGGAGUCUCUCUCCUAAUCCCCUCUCCUCCCCCUGCCCACCCCACUUGGAACCAAUAUGGAGGACGCUGCCUGCUGCGGAGAUCACCACUGCUAUUGCAGCUGCUGCUCCUGAUCCCUGAAGAGGCUGCAACAUCCCUAUUUCCCCUCCCAUCAGCUUCCUGCUGCACUGAUUGCAAUUCCCCUCCAUGCUCCCUCCCCCUUCCUCCUGCAAUUGUCUCUGCUGCUGCUCUUGCCCGCAUGCACUGAAUCUGUGCAUUCACAUACAGCCCCCUAGGUGGCUGCUGGAGGUGAAGAGGGGAUUCCGGGAGAGCUGCAAUUCCACAGAUAUCUUCAUGUUCCUCUAUUUAUUGUUGCCACCAGCACCCACCCCUAUCUCGGUGCAUCUUUCUGCUGCCUGGAUUUCCGCGUCGGCUGCUGCUAGAAGGUGAAACCGGGACCUGAAGACAAAAAACAGACACACCUUCCUCUUCCCAGGCACCAGCGGGGGAGCAGCGAGUGGAUCAGGGUGGUGCUGGUUGGGGAUCUUGUCUGGAGGAGCCGCCACUGCACGCAGCAGCCAUGAGCAGCUCCACUACCACCACCUCCACUACCAGCAGCAGCAACGCCGGAGAAGGGGCUGACGAGGCGGCCAAAGACUCUGCAGACAUCGCGGCAUUUUUCCGAGCCGGUUUUCGCAAAAAUGAUGAAAUGAAGGCUAUGGAUGUAUUACCAAUUUUAAAGGAAAAAGUUGCCUAUCUUUCAGGUGGCAGAGAUAAACGUGGAGGCCCCAUUCUGACCUUUCCAGCUCGCAGCAAUCAUGACAGAAUACGACAAGAGGACCUUAGGAGACUAAUCUCAUAUCUAGCUUGUAUCCCUAGUGAAGAAGUGUGUAAACGAGGAUUCACAGUGAUUGUAGACAUGCGUGGAUCUAAAUGGGACUCUAUUAAGCCUCUGCUAAAGAUUUUACAGGAAUCCUUUCCCUGUUGUAUUCAUGUUGCACUGAUAAUCAAGCCAGACAACUUCUGGCAAAAACAAAGGACUAACUUCGGCAGCUCUAAGUUUGAAUUUGAGACUAACAUGGUAUCUCUGGAAGGCCUUACCAAAGUAGUUGACCCCUCUCAGCUAACUCCAGAAUUUGAUGGCUGUUUGGAGUAUAACCACGAAGAAUGGAUUGAAAUCAGAGUUGCCUUUGAGGACUACAUUAGCAGUGCAACCCACAUGCUGUCUAGACUGGAGGAACUGCAGGAUAUAUUGUCUAAAAAGGAAUUGCCUCAGGACUUGGAGGGUGCUCGAAAUAUGAUUGAGGAGCAUUCACAAUUGAAAAAGAAAGUCAUUAAGGCCCCUAUUGAGGACCUUGACUUGGAAGGACAAAAGCUUCUCCAGCGGAUACAGAGCAGUGAAAGUUUCCCCAAGAAGAACUCUGGGUCAGGGAACGCAGACUUGCAGAACCUUUUACCCAAAGUGUCCACCAUGUUGGACCGGCUGCACUCAACUCGGCAGCAUCUGCAUCAGAUGUGGCAUGUGCGGAAGUUGAAACUGGACCAAUGUUUUCAGCUCAGGCUGUUUGAGCAGGAUGCUGAAAAGAUGUUUGACUGGAUCACACACAACAAAGGUCUGUUUCUGAAUAGCUACACAGAGAUUGGAACUAGUCAUCCCCAUGCUAUGGAGCUGCAGACACAGCACAAUCAUUUUGCCAUGAACUGUAUGAAUGUAUAUGUUAACAUAAACCGCAUCAUGUCAGUAGCAAAUCGUUUGGUUGAGUCUGGGCAUUAUGCUUCACAGCAGAUUAAACAGAUUGCUAGUCAGUUGGAGCAGGAGUGGAAGGCAUUUGCUGCAGCCUUGGAUGAACGAAGCACUUUACUGGAUAUGUCCUCCAUCUUCCACCAGAAAGCUGAACAGUAUAUGAACAAUGUGGAUUCAUGGUGUAAGGCCUGUGGUGAAGUAGAACUUCCUUCUGAACUACAAGAUUUAGAAGAUGCCAUUCAUCAUCAUCAAGGAAUAUAUGAGCAUAUCAGUUUGGCUUAUUCAGAGGUGAGCCAAGACGGGAAGUCAUUACUUGAUAAACUUCAGCGACCUUUGACCCCUGGAAGCUCUGACUCAUUAACAGCUUCUGCUAACUACUCUAAGGCAGUGCAUCAUGUUCUGGAUGUCAUCCAUGAAGUACUGCACCACCAGCGACAAUUGGAGAACAUUUGGCAGCAUAGAAAGGUCCGCCUGCACCAACGGCUUCAAUUGUGUGUUUUUCAACAGGAUGUCCAACAGGUGUUGGAUUGGAUUGAGAACCAUGGAGAAGCUUUCCUGAGCAAACACACUGGGGUAGGAAAGUCCCUGCAUCGGGCCAGAGCUUUGCAGAAACGUCAUGAAGACUUUGAAGAAGUAGCACAGAACACAUAUACCAAUGCAGAUAAGUUACUAGAAGCAGCCGAGCAGCUGGCUCAGACGGGGGAGUGUGACCCAGAAGAGAUUUAUCAAGCUGCACAUCAGUUGGAAGACAGAAUCCAGGAUUUUGUUAGGCGUGUGGAGCAACGCAAGAUCCUGCUGGACAUGUCUGUGUCCUUUCAUACUCACGUUAAAGAGCUGUGGACAUGGCUUGAGGAAUUACAAAAAGAACUGCUUGAUGAUGUUUAUGCAGAGUCUGUGGAGGCAGUACAAGAGCUGAUCAAACGCUUUGGCCAGCAGCAGCAGACCACUUUACAGGUUACUGUCAAUGUCAUCAAGGAAGGGGAGGAUCUUAUACAGCAACUAAGGGAUUCUGCCAUUUCUAGUAACAAGACCCCUCACAACAGUUCCAUCAAUCACAUAGAGACAGUCCUGCAGCAGCUGGAUGAGGCCCAGUCUCAAAUGGAGGAGCUUUUUCAGGAACGCAAGAUCAAGCUUGAACUCUUCCUGCAGCUACGCAUAUUUGAGAGAGAUGCAAUAGAUAUAAUUUCAGACCUUGAAUCGUGGAAUGAUGAGCUCUCUCAACAGAUGAAUGACUUUGACACUGAAGAUCUUACAAUAGCAGAGCAGAGACUCCAGCACCAUGCAGACAAAGCCCUGACCAUGAAUAACCUGACGUUUGAUGUCAUCCACCAAGGCCAAGAUCUGCUACAGUAUGUCAAUGAAGUGCAGGCCUCUGGUGUGGAGCUACUUUGUGACAGAGAUGUAGAUAUGGCAACUCGUGUUCAGGAUCUGCUGGAAUUUCUUCAUGAGAAGCAACAGGAGCUGGACUCGGCAGCGGAACAGCAUCGGAAACACUUGGAACAGUGUGUACAGCUGCGCCACCUGCAGGCUGAAGUCAAACAGGUGCUGGGCUGGAUCCGAAAUGGGGAGUCUAUGUUAAAUGCAGGGCUUAUCACAGCUAGCUCCCUGCAGGAGGCAGAACAGCUGCAAAGGGAACACGAGCAGUUCCAGCAUGCUAUAGAGAAAACACAUCAAAGUGCACUGCAAGUGCAGCAGAAAGCAGAGGCGAUGCUUCAGGCUAAUCAUUAUGAUAUGGAUAUGAUCAGGGACUGCGCUGAGAAAGUUGCUUCUCAUUGGCAACAACUGAUGCUCAAGAUGGAGGACCGUCUCAAACUUGUGAAUGCUUCCGUUGCCUUCUAUAAAACAUCAGAGCAGGUGUGCAGUGUUCUGGAAAGUCUGGAGCAGGAAUAUAAGCGGGAAGAAGACUGGUGUGGGGGAGCAGACAAAUUGGGUCCUAAUUCUGAAACAGAUCACGUGACCCCUAUGAUAAGCAAGCACCUUGAACAAAAAGAAGCAUUUCUCAAGGCUUGUACGCUGGCCCGGAGGAAUGCUGAUGUCUUCCUGAAAUAUCUGCACAGGAAUAGUGUAAACAUGCCAGGGAUGGUGACUCACAUCAAAGCUCCUGAACAACAAGUCAAAAACAUCUUAAAUGAACUCUUCCAGAGGGAGAACCGUGUGCUACAUUACUGGACCAUGAGAAAAAGGCGUCUUGACCAGUGUCAGCAGUAUGUCGUCUUUGAAAGAAGUGCCAAACAGGCUUUGGAAUGGAUCCAUGACAAUGGAGAGUUUUAUUUAUCCACGCAUACCUCCACUGGUUCCAGUAUCCAUCACACUCAAGAGUUGUUAAAAGAACAUGAAGAAUUUCAGAUCACUGCAAAGCAAACCAAAGAGAGGGUGAAGCUGUUGAUACAGCUGGCUGAUGGCUUUUGUGAAAAAGGGCAUGCCCAUGCAGCAGAGAUUAAAAAAUGUGUCACAGCAGUGGACAAGAGGUACAGAGACUUCUCUCUGCGCAUGGAGAAAUAUAGGACCUCUUUAGAAAAAGCCCUGGGGAUUUCUUCUGAUUCAAAUAAAUCAAGCAAAAGCCUACAGCUGGAUAUAAUCCCAGCUAGUGUUCCUGGGUCAGAGGUGAAACUGCGAGAUGCUGCUCAUGAGCUUAAUGAAGAAAAGCGAAAAUCUGCCCGCAGGAAAGAGUUCAUUAUGGCUGAGCUCAUUCAGACAGAAAAGGCUUACGUAAGAGAUCUCCGGGAAUGUAUGGAUACAUAUCUAUGGGAGAUGACCAGUGGCGUUGAGGAGAUCCCUCCUGGCAUUGUAAACAAAGAACACAUUAUCUUCGGAAACAUGCAGGAAAUCUAUGAGUUCCAUAAUAACAUAUUCUUAAAGGAGUUGGAGAAAUACGAACAGUUACCAGAAGAUGUUGGACACUGCUUUGUAACUUGGGCAGACAAGUUCCAAAUGUAUGUAACAUAUUGCAAAAAUAAGCCAGAUUCCACCCAGCUGAUAUUGGAGCAUGCAGGAGCAUAUUUUGAUGAAAUACAACAGCGACAUGGAUUGGCCAACUCUAUCUCCUCUUACCUUAUCAAACCUGUCCAGAGGAUAACAAAAUAUCAGCUCCUUUUAAAGGAGCUGCUCACCUGCUGUGAAGAAGGUAAAGGUGAGAUUAAAGAUGGCCUGGAGGUAAUGCUUAGUGUGCCAAAGCGAGCCAAUGAUGCCAUGCACCUCAGCAUGCUGGAAGGGUUUGAUGAGAAUAUUGAAUCUCAGGGAGAGCUCAUCCUUCAGGAAUCCUUCCAAGUUUGGGACCCCAAAACUUUAAUCCGAAAGGGUCGUGAGAGGCACCUCUUCCUCUUUGAGAUGUCCUUGGUCUUCAGUAAAGAGGUGAAGGACUCCAGUGGGAGGAGCAAGUACAUAUACAAGAGCAAAUUGUUUACUUCAGAGCUGGGUGUCACAGAGCAUGUAGAAGGAGAUCCAUGCAAAUUUGCACUGUGGGUAGGAAGGACACCAACUUCUGACAACAAAAUUGUGCUUAAGGCUUCCAGUAUAGAAAACAAACAAGACUGGAUCAAACACAUCCGGGAAGUGAUACAAGAAAGAACCAUUCAUCUGAAAGGAGCAUUGAAAGAGCCAAUCCACAUCCCCAAAACAGCUCCAACAACUAAGCAGAAAGGAAGGAGAGAUGGAGAGGACCUGGACAGUCAGGGAGAUGGCAGCAGCCAGCCUGAUACUAUUUCAAUUGCAUCACGAACCUCCCAGAACACACUAGAUAGUGAUAAGUUGUCAGGUGGCUGCGAAUUAACUGUGGUCAUCCAUGACUUCACAGCAUGCAACAGCAAUGAGCUGACAAUCCGCCGUGGUCAGACAGUGGAGGUUCUAGAGAGGCCACAUGACAAGCCUGAUUGGUGUCUGGUACGAACUACAGAUCGAUCCCCUGCUGCAGAAGGGCUUGUUCCCUGUGGGUCACUUUGCAUUGCCCACUCUAGAAGCAGCAUGGAGAUGGAGGGUAUAUUUAACCACAAAGACUCUCUUUCAGUCUCCAGUAACGAUGCCAGUCCUCCUGCCUCAGUAACAUCACUUCAGCCCCAUAUGAUUGGUGCACAGAGCUCUCCAGGCCCCAAACGCCCUGGCAACACCCUAAGAAAAUGGCUUACCAGUCCAGUGAGGCGCCUUAGCAGUGGGAAGGCAGAUGGGCAUGUCAAGAAAUUAGCACAUAAGCAUAAGAAGAGUAGAGAAGUCCGCAAAAGUGCUGAUACUGGCUCUCAGAAGGAUUCAGAUGAUAGUGCUGCUACUCCACAAGAUGAAACGAUUGAAGAGAGAGGACGGAAUGAGGGGCUGAGCAGUGGCACUCUCUCCAAAUCCUCAUCUUCUGGCAUGCAGAGCUGUGGAGAGGAAGAAGGUGAAGAAGGAGCAGAUGCUGUACCACUUCCCCCUCCAAUGGCAAUUCAGCAACACAGUCUACUCCAACCAGACUCCCAGGAUGACAAGACAUCUUCUCGAUUAUUGGUACGCCCCACUAGCUCUGAGACACCCAGUGCAGCAGAGUUAGUCAGCGCAAUUGAGGAGCUCGUCAAAAGUAAAAUGGCACUGGAAGAUCGUCCGAGUUCACUGUUGGUAGAUCAAGGUGACAGCAGCAGUCCAUCUUUCAACCCUUCAGACAACUCCCUUCUCUCAUCCUCGUCACCCAUAGAUGAGAUGGAAGAAAGGAAAUCCAGCUCUUUAAAAAGACGACACUAUGUCUUACAGGAAUUAGUGGAGACGGAACGAGAUUACGUCCGAGAUCUGGGUUAUGUAGUUGAGGGUUACAUGGCACUUAUGAAAGAAGACGGUGUACCUGAUGACAUGAAGGGGAAAGACAAGAUUGUAUUUGGCAACAUUCACCAGAUUUAUGACUGGCACAGAGACUUCUUUUUAGGAGAAUUGGAGAAGUGCCUUGAAGAUCCAGAAAAACUGGGAUCCCUCUUUGUUAAGCAUGAGAGAAGGUUGCACAUGUACAUAGUUUACUGCCAAAACAAACCAAAGUCUGAGCACAUUGUCUCGGAAUACAUUGAUACAUUUUUUGAGGACUUAAAGCAGCGUCUCGGCCACAGACUUCAGCUCACAGACUUGCUAAUAAAACCAGUGCAGCGAAUUAUGAAAUACCAAUUGUUACUCAAGGACUUCCUCAAAUACUCUAAAAAAGCUAACCUUGACACAACAGAACUAGAGAAAGCUGUAGAGGUCAUGUGCAUAGUACCAAAACGGUGCAACGACAUGAUGAAUGUUGGCCGCCUGCAAGGGUUUGAUGGUAAAAUUGUAGCCCAGGGUAAGCUCCUGCUACAGGACACAUUCCUGGUCACAGACCAAGACACAGGACUUCUGCCACGUUGCAAAGAAAGGCGUGUCUUCCUGUUUGAACAGAUUGUCAUAUUCAGUGAGCCACUAGAUAAAAAGAAAGGUUUCUCCAUGCCGGGAUUCUUGUUUAAAAACAGUAUCAAGGUGAGUUGUCUUUGCCUGGAGGAAAACGUGGACAAUGAUCCUUGUAAAUUUGCACUAACAUCAAGAAUGGGUGAUGUCACAGAGACCUUUGUUUUGCAUUCUGCCAAUCCAGGCAUGCGCCAGUUGUGGAUCCAUGAAAUCAACCAAAUUCUGGAAAACCAGCGUAAUUUUUUGAAUGCCUUGACAUCACCAAUUGAGUAUCAGAAGAACCACAGUAGUGGUGGCGGUGGCAGCAGCAACAGCAGUGGCCCCAGCAGCUGUAGUGGAAUUACCAGCUCCAGCCGUAGCAGGCCCUCCCGGAUCCCCCAGCCUGUCAGACACCAUUCCCCAGUCCUGGUCUCCUCUGCAGCCUCCGCCCAAGCAGAGGCAGACAAGAUGUCAGGUAUGUCCAUUCAUAAUCCCUCCCUGCCACCCCACAGCACAUCCCUAGAGACUGGCCUCAGCCAGCCAGGCAGGCACCCUCCCAUUGCAGAAACGGAUGGUCCUGAGAGAAAAGCUGAGCAGAUUCCCAAGAUGAAAGUUAUUGAGAGCCCCAGGAAGACAGCUGGAAACGUUUCUGGGUCAGCAGACGGAGCCCAGAAAGAAUUGCGCGGGAGCUUGGAGGACAAUCGUUCAAGGAGCAACAUAGGAUCUCUGACGCUUGGGAAGCCAAGGCCAGGAGCCAUCUCUCCAAUGAACUCUCCUCUCUCCACGACUUUCCCUUCUCCUCUUGGCAAGGAAACCUUUCCACCCAGCAGCCCCCUGCAGAAGGGCUCCUUUUGGAGCUCCAUCCCAGCAUCCCCUGCCAGCCGCCCUGGCUCCUUCACUUUCCCUGGGGACAAUGACUCCCUCCAGCGCCAGGUCCACCGCCACUCUUCACACAGCAAGGACACAGACCGCAUGAGCACAUGCUCUUCGACCAGCGAGCAGUCAGUUCACUCCACCCAAAGUAAUGGGAGUGAAAGUAGCAGCAGUAGCAAUAUCUCCACCAUGUUGGUGACACACGAUUACACGGCAGUGAAGGAGGAUGAGAUAAAUGUCUACCAAGGAGAGGUCGUGCAAAUUUUAGCCAGCAACCAACAGAACAUGUUUUUGGUGUUCAGAGCCGCCACUGACCAGUGCCCUGCAGCCGAGGGCUGGAUUCCUGGCUAUGUCUUGGGGCACACCAGUGCAGUCAUCAUUGAUAACCAUGAUGGAACAAUGAAGAAGUCAACAUCUUGGCACACAGCACUCCGUUUAAGGAAAAAAUCUGAGAAAAAAGACAAAGACGGCAAAAGGGAAGGCAAGCUAGAAAAUGGUUAUCGAAAAUCCCGUGAAGGACUUGCCAAUAAGGUUUCGGUUAAGCUUCUCAACCCCAAUUACAUUUAUGAUGUUCCCCCAGAGUUUAUAAUACCAUUGAGUGAGGUCACAUGUGAGACAGGAGAGACCAUCGUUUUUAGGUGUAAAGUCUGUGGUCGCCCCAAAGCUUCAGUAACUUGGAAGGGCCCUGACCAUAACACCCUAAGUAAUGACAGUCACUACAGCAUCUCAUACAGUGAUUUAGGAGAGGCAUCCUUGAAAAUCAUUGGUGUGACCACAGAAGACGAUGGUAUCUAUACUUGUAUAGCUGCAAACGAUAUGGGUUCGGUUUCAUCUUCAGCCAGUCUACGAGUUUUAGGUCCUGGAAGUGAUGGGAUCAUGGUAAUCUGGAAAGACAACUUUGAUUCCCUGUACAGUGAAGUGGUUGAGCUUGGCAGGGGCAGAUUUUCUGUUGUUAAGAAAUGUGAUCAGAAAGGAACCAAACGAGCAGUGGCCACUAAGUUUGUGAACAAGAAAUUGAUGAAACGAGACCAGGUUACCCAUGAACUCGGAAUCAUGCAGAAUCUCCAACAUCCCCAGCUUAUUGGCCUUCUAGAUACCUUUGAGACUUCCACCAGCUACAUCUUAGUAUUAGAGAUGGCUGAUCAGGGUCGCUUUCUAGACUGUGUUGUGCAAUGGGGAAACCUCACUGAAGGGAAAAUCAGGCUGUAUCUGGGAGAGAUUCUGGAAGCUGUACAGUAUCUUCACAACUGCAGAAUAGCACAUCUGGACCUAAAGCCUGAAAACAUUCUGGUGGAUCAGAGUUCAGCUAAACCAACAAUAAAACUGGCUGACUUUGGAGAUGCCGUCCAGCUUAAUACCACCUAUUAUAUCCACCAGUUACUUGGGAACCCAGAGUUUGCAGCUCCUGAAAUUAUCCUCGGAAAUCCUGUCUCACUAACCUCAGAUGUUUGGAGCAUCGGAGUGCUCACAUAUGUCCUUCUUAGUGGCGUCUCUCCUUUCCUGGAUGAAAGUGUAGAGGAAACUUGCCUGAAUAUUUGCCGCUUAGACUUUAGUUUCCCAGAUGACUACUUCAAAGGAGUUAGCCAAAAGGCCAAAGAUUUUGUAUGUUUUCUACUUCAGGAUGACCCAGCUAAGCGUCCUUCUGCAGCAUUGGUCCUUCAAGAGCAAUGGCUGCAGCUGGGGAAUAGCAAAAAUGUUGACAGCAUUGACAUAUCCAGACUGACUUCGUUCAUUGAGCGGCGAAAACACCAGAAUGAUGUUCGACCCAUUCGUAGCAUUAAAAACUUCUUACAGAGCAGGCUCUUGCCAAGAGUUUGACCUCACUUGAAAUUCUCUCUCAUUCUCUUUCACCUGCCAAUCCUACUGGAGAUGGAAAUCUCCUGCCAAUCAGCUGUUGACUUGAAUUUUGGAGACUAAAACAGAGCCAAUCAGCUGCUAGAAUGUUCGUGUGAAAAUGCAUUCCAAGUAACCCUGCACAUAGUAGUACUUGGGACUAGCAAUGCAAACUAUGCUGAGGUGGAGGCCUAUAGCAUUGUACUCUGUGAAAGACAGUCAAGAGUAUUACAGUAACAGUGUUUUAUUCAGGUUUCUGCAAAAAAACACUUUUUUUUAAAAAAACUAAUAGAAUUUUGCAAACGAACUUACCAUUUUCAAGAUUUGUUUGAGGAAAUAAAUGCCUAUGUUCAAAGCACUGGGAUUGACAAACAGACAUGGACAAAUACCAAAUCACACCUGGAGAAGACUCACCAAAUUGGCUGCCCAUUGAUAUGGCCUCCAUUGAUGUCCAUUUUUUCACUUGGUCCUAGAGCUUUCCAGUUGCCUCACCUGUAUAUAUCUCACAUAGCAGUGCACUGAGAUCAGACUCUGCUUUUAAGUGCAUCCAACCUCAAAAUUUUUGCAUAAAAUAGAAUGAAUCAUUUUGCUCUGAUAAAAUGUAGGCCUUACUUGUAUAUAGACUGUUACCUGCCUUCAGUCUGUAAUUUUUCUCUCCCUCUCCCUCCUCCCUAAAUGGUGGUAUACCACUGUGCGGGUCUUCAGUUCAGGUCAGCCCUUGCUGUCCUAUUCGAAAAGGACUUUGGGUUGGUGCCCAGCCUGCCAAUCUUAUUGUCGAGCAGUGUACAGCAGGAUGAAAAUACUGUAAAUGCACUCAUUUGGAAUUUUGUUUUAUUUCAUAUCAUGUGCAAUGUUGUGGCUUUAACAUUUUAUGCAACUAUUUAUGAAGACCUCUGUUGUAACUGUAAUAAAUAUAUAGAAAAAGCACAUUCUUAGUAUGGCGAGCUUUAUGGUUUUGUUUGUGUGUUUGGAGUUUCUGGGUGGGUGAGGGAUAUUGUAUCAUACUGUCAUUAGUUUAAUUAUCAGAUUUUAGCAUAAAACUUAGAAAAGAACCUUGUGAGUUUUAAGGAUUGUAAAUAAAUAAGUUAGGUAUUCAUAACCAGAAUCACAAACUGGAUAAGAAAUAGGGUGACAUUUAAAAAAAAAUAUUAUUACAUUAUUCAAAAUGCCAAAGUAUUACUUUCCCAAACCAAUC
Pelodiscus sinensis (Chinese soft-shelled turtle) is the source of this 10990-nucleotide messenger RNA. RefSeq names its product trio Rho guanine nucleotide exchange factor (gene TRIO). Gene Ontology annotation, biological process: protein phosphorylation; axon guidance. The record is from RefSeq and is a predicted model, not a curated record. Gene Ontology annotation, molecular function: protein binding; protein kinase activity; guanyl-nucleotide exchange factor activity. Gene Ontology annotation, cellular component: extrinsic component of membrane; cytoplasm. Lineage: Eukaryota; Metazoa; Chordata; Testudines; Trionychidae.